Cryptosporidium ubiquitum is the source of this 5877-nucleotide messenger RNA. RefSeq lists its product as uncharacterized. Bases 1 to 5877 code for a protein of 1958 amino acids. The record is from RefSeq and is a predicted model, not a curated record. The transcript has a single exon. Lineage: Eukaryota; Apicomplexa; Conoidasida; Eucoccidiorida; Cryptosporidiidae. Gene Ontology annotation, cellular component: nucleus. Gene Ontology annotation, molecular function: nucleic acid binding; protein binding.
AUGACUGCCGUAUUUGACACGUACUGUACAAGUGAGAGAUCGGAGUUUUCAGUCUUUGGAGAUUUUGUGGGGAAAAAAGAUGAGCUAGAUUCUGUAUUAAAUUUCUCUCUAAUAAAAAGCCAUAGUAUAGAACUCUAUGAGGUAACUAAGGAGAAGAAGGUUAGAUUUAUUACUUCAUCGAGGCUUCUCUUAACUCCAGUAGCUUGUACAACUUUAAUGGGACUUAAUGGUAUGCCUGAUUAUAUAGUAUUGUUAUUUGCAAAUUGGGAGAUUAUGCUCUACAGGUACUCAAGCGAAUAUACCGAGUUGGAAUUGGUUACUAAGGAUCAAAUUGAAAUCGGAGAUUUACUUAGAGGUUCAUCUUUAAGGCUUUCUCAGCAAAAUAUUGUAAUGGAUGAUAACAUUAAGAUGGAACAGAUUCAACUUGGGACCAAGCCAAAUGGUGAUGAUUUAGUACUGAUGAUCACAUCUCCUAAAUUCCUACUUUUCAUUACAUACAAAAUGAAAAGUAAUAGGAAUGAUUUUACCCAAGAACUUUCCUUGGGAACAUGUUGGGGAAUUCUAGUAGAAACUGACAUUUACAUGGAUACUAUUGUAGAUUCCUGCCAAAUUCUGGAUGAGAAUUCUAAUCUUUGUUUGCAACCUAAAAUUGCUAUUUUAACUAGGAUUGGCCCAAUAAGUACCGGGUCAAUCCAAUCUCAUUCUAAUUGUGUUUCUUUGAUUUAUUUAUCUAUAAAUAUGGAACUUACUGAGUUUACUGUUCUAGAUAAGCUGGAACUUCUUCCUAUGGAUUCUUACAAGCUGAUUCCCUUUGAUACUAGUGGAAAUAUUAAUAUGUGUUUAUCUGGAGGAUUAAUUGUGCUCUCUACAAAUUCUAUUAUUCUGCAUGGAGGCCUAAAUAGACCAUUUACACUGAUUACAACUAAUGAUUCUUACAAUAAUGUACCUGAGAAAAAACUGGAAGUUGAUUUAUGUGCUCAAAAAGUACAUGGAUUUAAACCAAAAACUUUUGGAUUUGAGACGGGAACUGUUAUUUUGGAUGGUAAUCAUGCUAGUACAACUUCCAAUGAUAAUAGUGAACUAUUAAAUACUAUUAAUCUUGAAAAUUUAGAUAGUAAUUUGGAUCUAAGGACUUUACUUUCUAAUCUACAACCAAUAUUAAUCAAUCAGCCAGAAUUAUCGAUAGAAUUUCAAGUAUCAAACUCGGUACCUUUUUUAAUCACUAAUGAAUACUACGGCAUUCUACUAUUUAAUAAGAUUCAACCAUACUUAAUAGGCUUAAUGAUACAUUUAUCACCUGACCAACCAAAUGGAAUUAAAGGAUUUAACUGGUUUAAAGUUAAUGAAUACUGGGAUUGGAAUAGAAGUUAUCUACCCAGAGAUCAUACAAUUUUAUCUCUUGAAACUGUAACUCUUUCAAAAAAAUUAGGAUCAGAAACUACUCUAGAUGAACAUUAUUUAAUCACCAGUACCCCCAUAUUUAGAGUUCAAAAUGUUCAUUUCAUCCAACAAAAGAAUGCUAGUUCCAUCAGUAACUCUUCUAAUGAUGCCUAUAUUAGUCCAUCCCUACUAUUAAUUGGUGACAUUGAUUCUAAUUCAGGGUUAUCUAUCUUAGAUUUUACCUUUAAUGAAACAUUUUUGAUACCUUAUGCAAAAAACCAAAAUAUUACUCAAGAUCCACAAUUAAGUUAUAAUGCUAUAGUCAAUUUAAUUAGGUCAAAAGAGGAAAUUCAUUCUUCUAUGAAAGAUGAAAAGAACAAGAAGAUCAAGAAGACUCAAAUAGAUUCUGGUAUUAACUUAGUGCAACCUUACUCAGAUAGUUGUCUUGAAUUUUCCAGUAUAGAAGAUCUUGAAAGAUUCUACAUAUAUUCAGAUAUCCCUAAAAAAGAAGAUGGCAAAUCUGAACAGAAUUUAGGUAUACUUAAAAAUAUUAAAAUCAGGGACUAUUUAGAUCUUGGUCCAAAUUCCCUUAGAGACUUUUGCAUUAUACCAAGUUUUAAUAGCUGUAACGAAGAAUUUGAGAGUGAGGAAUACCACAAAAAGUGUCCAAUUGAUGAAAGGCACUCAAUACUGAGUACAAAUGGAACUUAUCCAAUAGGACAACUUUCUUUAUAUGAGAAAUCAGUAUCUAAAUCAGUAAUAACCAAAUUCUUUUUGGAUGAUAUUUUGUUCCAUUGGGCUUUAAAUGAUCCAAUUACUAAUAAGACAAAAUACUUGGUAUUUACUUCAGAUCCUUUAAAAAGUAUCGGAAAGACUCAUUUCUUUUCUUUAGAUACUUGCAUAAAUAAUAGCCAAGAAAUGGUCAUUAUUGGAGAUGUUAACCAGCUAGAUCCUUCAGAUGGAGAAUUUGAUUAUGAAGUAGAUUCAAACACAGUUGGAGCUGGAAUGAUAAAAAUGGGAAAUUCAUAUGAUGAUAUUUUUGUGAUCCAAGUUCUCCCUUCUACUAUUAAUGUUUUAGAUUUUGGAAUCUCAACAAGAUUAGUUGAACUGGAUCUAAUUUCAAAUUUGUUUUUUGAUAAUCCAGAUGCUCCAAUGGCAAUUAAAUCCUUUAUUAUGGGUAACUUUAUUUUAAUUUUGUUUGAAGAUUCCACUAUUAAAGUCUUAAAGAUCUUUAAGCCAAAUGAAGAUCUUAAAAAAGGUACCGAACAUAUUGACUCUUCAAAUAGCUUAAAAAUGAUUGCAGAGUUUUCAAGAUACCAAAUAAUAGUUGAGAGUAUGGAUAAUCUUUUUGAGGAACUAGAUAAUCUUUGUGAAAUUAAUCAACUUGUAGUAAAACAAAGAAUCAUGGAAGGAGAGAUUUCACAACUUUUCGAGGAUGAGCCUUUUGAGACAUCCAAAAAACAGAUUAAUACCAAGGAAACGUGGAAAAAUCAAUUUUGGAUUAGACAUAUAUCUCCAGUAAUUACCAAUUCUGAUCGUAAUUUGAAGGAUCCAGAAGAUUUUUUAGUAGUUUUAGUUAUUUACAGUAAACUAUGGCUAAAUGGAUCUAUAGCUAUUUAUAAUCUAGUUAAAAAAAGACUUGUAUUUUUUUCACCUUUUAUUUCUGCUGUACCAUGUUUAAUGGGUAACGUAUUAUCCCAAACAGGUAGCAAAGAAGAGAUAAUUUACAGAUUUCUUGAAAAUGAGUUUGACCUUGGAAGACCAAUUACCUCGAUUUGUACUCCUAUUAUUGAACCAAAGUACUAUAUAGCAAAAGAAGGAGGGAUUUCAAUUUCUCCUACAUUUUCCCUCAAUCCUGGUGAAUUAGAUACCACUAACCAAAGUUGUGAUUCAAACUUUACUCAAAAUUCCAGCUCCUUCUUGAUUUCCUGUGAGCUUAUUAAGAUGGAAGAAGAAGAUAGCAAAGAAGGUAAUAGUGAGAUGAUAAUGGUUGCUUCAGUUUCACAAAAACCAAUGUUGAUAUAUAGACUUGAUCUAAGAAGUAAUAAUAGCUCGAGUAACUUAAGAUCAGAAGAUUACAUUUUUUCUAGGAAAUGGAAACUAGAGAUACAAACAAACUUCAACAAUGUACAGAUGGAUAUCUCAAAGUUCUUUGCUCAGUUCCCAGUCACUCUAACAAGUUCCAAUAUCGAAGAGACAUUUUCUAAUGAAUCUCCUUUAUCAAUUUACAAUUGUGGACAUGGUAUUUCCUUUAAUUCAAAAAUUUCAAGUAAUGUGGAUACUUGGAUAAUUCAGGCACCUUCACCAUUAAAUAUUGAAGUUAGGCAGGAAUUAAUGAGUGAUGAAACAAAACUGUCGAAAAUAGGGUGUUUUUCUUCUUCUUCUCUGGUGAUUAUGACAGAUAAGGGGAGGUUUUCUGUGGUAAACUUGGAUGAGACAGGAAUGUCCAACUGCAUAGCAAAAAUAGACUCUCCAUGGUCUCCUUUACAUAUACUUUUAAAAACUAGUAUUAAAAAUGAAAUAAACUUUGAAUUUUUAAACCUUGCAGAUUCUUCAUCAAAUUCUAAAUUAUGUAACUCCCUAUCCACGUUACCAUUUCCCGGAAAUGAUAACUGGUUCCUCAGGAGAGCUUUCUUGCCAGAAGUAGUAAUUCAGAGAGUAGCUUUUUGUAAAGAGUAUAAUCUUAUUGCUAUCAUAGUUGGAAUCCCAGACAAUGCAAAACAUCAUUUAAAUGGGUACCAUAUCCGUCAAAUGGCUUUUUACAGAUAUCUCAGAUGCCUUGAAGCUGGUGGGAAAGAGGCUCAAACAAUUCUGCUUAACCAAGACCUAAUCAGAAACCCUGACAAAUGCUUUGAAAAGUCCCUCGCCAGUAUUCCAGAUCUUGGCAUCCCACCAGCAAGCUUCGAGACUGAAACAUAUUUUGAUACUCUCCCCCCUGGAAUUGAAAUUGGAGAAUCUCUUCCCAAAAUUUUUUACCAGUCAAAUAUAAUAAACGAAAAAGCCAGAAAAUCUGACAAUUGCAACCAGUCAUCCACAUGCAAUAACCUCGGAAAAGAGAAUGUGGCGCCAAAUUUGGCAUGUAAGGACUUUGAGCGGGAACAGUUUGGAAUACUAAAGGACCUGAAUAUAAUGCGUAAUGAGCUGUUGCUUUACUCCUUUGAGGAUUUGUUUCCUCAUUCGAAGUUAUCAAACCCGGUUUUGGGACGUGAUUUUGAAAGUUUUCCAAAACCGAAGGGGAGAUAUGCUUUUGGAGCUUGGGAAGUGGGGUUGAGCAUGAAAUUUGGGCAAGACUCCAAAGGCCAGCAGGUUUUGAUUAUUGGUACAGGCACUAAUCCGACCCAUUACUACGAGGCUGAGGGAAGAUUACUAAUGUUCAAGGUUAAACAGUUGGUUUCCCUGGAUGAGGAAGAUGGAAAUGUGGUAGUAAAAACUGGGAAUGGGGCUGAAACUGAAACAACAGAAGCUACGGGAACAGGAGUUCGGGCAAAUAAUGCUAAGUGGACAAAUAUGUUAAAGUAUUGGCCAUCUAAAUUUUCAAAGCAGCUAUAUCACGAUAAUGUACAGGAACUAGAGAUAUGCUUCCAAAGUAUGUACAGGGGCCCAGUAACUAGUGUUGAUUUGAUUAACUUACCAGCAACAACUGCACAAGUUGCUCCGGCAAUACCAGCUUUAGCAGCCUAUCCAAUCAUCCAGAAUAAUCCUAUUGUUAGAGCUCCUAACUCAAAUGUUACCUAUAUUGCUCAUACAUUUGGAUAUAGACUAUAUAUACAUGAACUUAGAGAAAAUGAGUCAAGCUUUAUUAAAGGGACGUUCAUAGAUACACCCUUAGGUAUUAGUUCAGUUUCUAAUUACAAAGCGUUAUUUUUCUUGGGAGAUAUAAGAAGAGGAGUCCACUUUGGAAUGCUUAGAACUGACGCUUCCAGAGGAUCACAAACUAUGGUUAAGUUUGCUAGAUCCCAUCCACUAUGGAAGUUUACCUGUACAUCAGCUCAAGCAAUAGUUCAAGAAAAGGAUCUGGCUAUUUUGGUUUCUGAUAACAACAACAAUCUUUUUACUUUUGAACCAAAUUUUGGUGCAACUCAAAUAAUCGAUAAAGAGACACUUAAACCAACAUCUCACACAAAUCUUUGCACAUCUAUUGUGCAUAUGAGAACCGUUGAAUCCGAAAAUUACCGUUAUGUUAUCGCUAGUGGAAGAAACGGGUCCUUCUUUUCUAUAAAGCUCACUAAUAAAUUACAACACGAACAUCUUUUGCGUGUUGAGAAACUCCUUUGCUGCAAUAUUCCUUCCUUCCUUGGUAUCUCCCCAAAUACCUCAUUACACACAAACAAAAGCCUAAACAAUAUCCCAGAUUUUAUUCAAAACCUUUAUCCUACCGAUAAAAUCAUCUUCCUUAAGCACUUAAACUAUCUUAAAUACCUCUCCAACCCCAUCCUCCAAUCCAUUUUUAAAAAUACAAAUACAUCACUCUCACACAUUCUCCAAUUUAUAGUUUAA